GCUCGCACAGCGCCCUCCGCACCUCUGCGAACAUGGCGCUCCUGGCGGUGCGGGGCGUGCGGGCUGCGGCGUGCGGGCUGCGGGUCGCCUCGGUGUCCGCCGCGCCCGGCCUGCCGCGGCCCUGGGGGCCGAGGGCGGGCGCCGUCCGGACGCUGCGCACGGGCCCCGCUCUGCUCUCGGUGCGUAAAUUCACAGACAAACAUGAAUGGAUAACAACAGAAAAUGGUAUUGGAACAGUAGGAAUCAGCAAUUUUGCACAGGAAGCUUUGGGAGAUGUUGUUUACUGUAGUCUGCCUGAAGUUGGGACAAAACUGAACAAACAAGAUGAGUUUGGUGCUUUGGAAAGUGUGAAAGCUGCUAGUGAACUCUACUCUCCUCUAUCAGGAGAAGUAACUGAAAUUAAUGAAGCUCUUGCAGAAAAUCCAGGACUUGUCAAUAAAUCUUGUUAUGAAGAUGGUUGGCUGAUCAAGAUAGCACUCAGUAAUCCUUCAGAACUGGAUGAAUUAAUGAGUGAAGAAGCAUAUGAGAAAUACAUAAAAUCUAUUGAGGAGUGAAAAUGAAACCCUAAAUAAACUAGUAUGAAACAACUUAAUCUAGCAUAGUUGUCUUAAAUUAGUGGUGCAUACAGGAUUUAAAGAGCAACUAUUAGCAAUAUCUGUGGAAAAAGAAACUACUUGCAAUAAUGCUAAUGGAAGAAAACACCCUUAAUUUCACAAUGAUUGCAGAUAAACACAAUAUGCAUCUUUUUUGCAACACCUUUGGAUUAUGCUAGGCUCCAGUUACGAUACUCAGAAUCCUGAAAUUAUCUGUGGUUAAAAACUAGUUAUAAAAAAUUACGUAAUUCAAGGAUUUGGGGUCAAAAUAAAUAAUCUUUCCAUUGGAAAUAACUGGCAGUAGAGAAAGGUUUGUUAGUCUUAUAGUGUCAGGUAAGGAACAAUACUACCUUAAUUUUGCAGCAUACUGCACUUGCUGGUGCUAUUUUUAUACAAUGAAGCAACAGCCUUGCAGGAAGAGAAAUCGUUAAUAAUAAAAUCUUCAACUUUGUUAA
This is a messenger RNA of Canis lupus familiaris (dog), 1048 nucleotides long. RefSeq names its product glycine cleavage system protein H (gene GCSH). Gene Ontology annotation, cellular component: cytoplasm; glycine cleavage complex; mitochondrion. The coding region runs from base 33 to 554 and encodes 173 amino acids. The record is from RefSeq and is a predicted model, not a curated record. The transcript is spliced from 5 exons. NCBI's taxonomy places the organism in Eukaryota, Metazoa, Chordata, Mammalia, Carnivora, Canidae. Gene Ontology annotation, biological process: protein lipoylation; glycine decarboxylation via glycine cleavage system.